Emys orbicularis (European pond turtle) is the source of this 969-nucleotide messenger RNA. RefSeq lists its product as uncharacterized. Lineage: Eukaryota; Metazoa; Chordata; Testudines; Emydidae. The record is from RefSeq and is a predicted model, not a curated record. The transcript is spliced from 4 exons. The coding region runs from base 1 to 930 and encodes 309 amino acids.
AUGAGACAAAUGGAAGAAGAUGUGGAAUUCAAUCCCUUGGUCAGCCGGUGGAAUAAGUAUCUGGACAAGGACAGUGAAGAUCAGGAGGAGGAGGUGUAUACAGACAGAGAGCAGAUGUACUCCCAUAAAAAGAACAUUGUGGAAGAACAAAGGAAACGCAAGAGCAGCUUCUGCCACAACGAUGCUCUGGAGUGCUUUGAGGAAAAGGGAAUUUAUGGGCUCACUGGCCAAGCCAAGAAAGUCAAAACCUUUGAGAGCAGGAAAGAUUCAACAACUGUAGCUGACCAGGACUGUGGAGAUUAUAGAUGUAACAGCGUUGUGGUUCCUGCUAUCAGUGAGUUUUGGGUACCUGAGAAUACACAAGCUCCAGAGUCAACUAAUGUCACCGUGUCCAAGUGGGGAAAAUUUCUCCUGUCUCCUAGCAGCUGUAAUAAUGGUUACAUAACCCUUGCAGCACAGAAGAGCAGUUGGAAGUUAGAGACACAGAGGGCCUCUGAAGGAAACUUUCUAAUGUCGGAUGGAUAUCCACAGCAGGAGGAAGAUUCUGAAUCUCCAGGCACAGGUGCCCAAACUGAAAAGAGCUUCACCAACAAUAAGCGUACAGCACAGAAAUAUGCCUCAAAGCUUCAUAGCACCACACUGGCUGCCAGGGGGCAGACUGCCUUUGACAUCAGUCAUGCAGCUAUUGGGGGUGUGCUUUCUGGAAAAUAUAAGGACUGCCUGAUUAGGGCAGUGUCUGGUGUUGCAGAGAACAAUGAAGGCAGGUUAUGCUUGGCAGGCACUGUGAUGCCAGUAAACUGUUUAUCCAAGGAUGCUGUGACCUUUGCUUCUACAGAUCCUUUUGCUAGCUCUAGUGGGGUGCCUCAGUGUCUUACUGCUCCAAGUAGCAGCUUCUUUUGCACAGAUGAGGAUUUUGAUGAUGAUCUGUGAAAAGUUCCAGGCUCUGCACUUUGACUUUCUUGCCCCUGU